Messenger RNA from Porites lobata, 654 nucleotides. Lineage: Eukaryota; Metazoa; Cnidaria; Anthozoa; Scleractinia; Poritidae. The record is from the annotation of a GenBank genome assembly.
UACCACACAUAUUUAGAGCGUUGGAGACAGUACUGUGAUGACAAAGAUAUUGAUUUAUUUCAACCCAGAGUACACAAUGGUGUCGAAUUUCUUGUCUCCUUAUACAAGGCUAGUCUUGGUUACAAUGCUGUAAACACAGCCCGUUCUGCCCUUUCUUCCCUCCUUAUUUUGGAAAACAAUAAAAAGUUUGGAGAUCAACCUUUGAUUGUUCGUUGCAUGAAGGCCAUUUUCGAAUUAAAGCCAUCCCUGCCAAAAUACAACGGGAUAUGGGAUGUUCGCGUUGUGUUGGAUUAUUUGAAGACCUUUGGUGCUUCAAGUGCUUUACCGCUUAAGGAACUCACGCUCAAGUUAACCAUGUUGCUGUGUCUUACCACUAACCAGCGUGGACAAACUAUUCAUAAGUUUGACAUUAACUACAUUCAGGACUUGAAUGAUCGGUAUAGAAUUUCUGUCUAUGAGAAGCUAAAGCAGACUAAACCAGACAGACAUUUAGAACCUAUAGAACUAUUGGCUUUUCCAGAGGACAAGGAACUCUGUGUGGUGCAACAUUUGAGGGAAUAUAUCAAUCGAACUGACCCCUUGCGUAAAGAUCAUUCUCAGUUAUUAUUAAGUUAUGUUAAGCCCCUUAGGCCAGUAGCUAGGGACACUGUUUCC